Molecule: messenger RNA, 2799 nt
Organism: Lolium perenne
Lineage: Eukaryota; Viridiplantae; Streptophyta; Magnoliopsida; Poales; Poaceae
Product: SPX domain-containing membrane protein OsI_17046
Biological process (GO): transmembrane transport
Cellular component (GO): membrane
Molecular function (GO): transmembrane transporter activity
Source: RefSeq, a predicted model, not a curated record
ACGCGGAGCACAAACUCCCCAGCGGCCAAAGUGGCAGCGCCGUCUCCGCCACAACCCGGAGACACCUCUCUCCCUUCCUUCUCCAAUCCAAUCUGCCUUCUUCUUCCUCCUCUCCCACGCUGCGUGCCACCGCGCGCUGUAUAUAUAUACCCCCGGCGAUCCCACAUCUCCGGUCUCUCCGCCCACCGCCUCUUCCGAGCACACCCGUUGCAUACCCGCAUACGUAGACGUACUGCCGGGCUGCAGUUCGCGUGCUCUCCCCGGCGCGCGUGCUCGACCUGCUUUGCUGAUGUUCAUCUAAUAAUCCGCCGGCCAUUGAUCACGGAGCUCGCUUGACCGUGGAGAAGCAAAGAAAUUAAAUUUCGAUUUCGCUUGGUCAUUGGUCACGGACGCACCGUUCAUUCAGAUACUGAAACGGCAAGAUGGUUAACUUUGGAAAGAAGUUGGCGCAAGAUCAAGUAGAAGAAUGGAAAGGGUACUAUAUCAAUUACAAAUUAAUGAAGAAAAUGCUGAAGCAAUACGUUCAACAAACUCAAAUUGGUGGCAAAGAUUGCGAACAAAUACUUAAGGAGUUCUCAAGGAUUCUUGAUGAUCAGAUUGAAAGGAUCGUGCUCUUUCUGCUACAACAACAAGGCCACCUUGCUAGCAGGAUUGAGGAAUUGGGAGCACAGCGCUCUGCUAUUGCACGACAAGUUGAUACGUCAAGAGUUUUUCAACUCCGUGAGGAUUACAGAGAAGUUGGGAGAGAUCUUGUAAAGCUUCUCCGCUUUGUUGACAUGAAUGCUACUGGUCUGAGAAAGAUACUAAAGAAGUUUGAUAAGCGUUUUGGGUACAAGUUUACAGAUUAUUAUGUCACCACUCGUGCAAACCAUCCUUAUUCUCAGCUUCAGCAAGUCUUUAAGCAAGUGGGAAUUGUAGCUGUUGCAGGUGCGUUAUCGCGGAACCUUGCAUAUCUGGAGGAUGAGCAUCGUGGAAGCUUUUUAUCCAUCUAUGAUAAUCCGUCAGUUGUACUGAAGGACCCUAUCAUAGACCAAGUAAAUAACGCAGUGCAGAAACUCACACACGCGACGAACUUUAUGCAAUACUUGGGGCAACAUGCACUUAUCGUCCAAGAUGAUACUACAAGUGAAUCGGAGGAUACUGUCAAUGAUGAGAGCUAUCACUUCAUGUCUCUGAUGCUUAACCUUGUGAACACAUUUCUUUACAUGGUGAAUACAUAUAUCAUUGUGCCAACUGCAGACGACUAUUCAGUAAGCCUUGGAGCUGCCCCGACAGUUUGUGGCAUAAUUAUUGGAUCAAUGGCGGUCGCGCAAGUGUUUUCCUCCGUUUAUUUCAGUGCAUGGUCAAACAGGUCAUACUUCAGACCUCUAGUGUUCAGUAGCAUUAUGCUGUUCUCUGGGAACCUACUGUAUGCAUUGGCGUACGACCUGAAUUCGCUGACAGUUCUCCUGAUUGGCCGGAUACUAUGCGGGUUGGGUUCUGCAAGAGCUGUGAACCGUCGGUAUAUCAGCGACUGUGUACCUCUCAAGACCAGGCUACAAGCUUCUGCAGGAUUUGUCAGUGCUAGUGCUCUUGGAAUGGCAUGUGGACCUGGUCUUGCUGGUUUUCUUCAGACAAAAUUUACAAUAUACUCGCUCACUUUUAACCAGAGCACAUUGCCUGGAUGGCUCAUGUCCAUCUCUUGGCUUCUUUACUUGGUGUGGCUAUGGUUUUCAUUCAAAGAGCCCGAACACUUCGCUAAGGCUGCAGCCAGUGCAGCGGCAUCUGAAUCUAUAGGUCAUCAAGAAAGUGCUAAUUUGGAGGAAGGCCUAGCACAACCUUUGCUUAUAGCAGAAGACAGAAUGGAUGAGAAUUCGGAGGAUAAUGAUGAUACCACAGACUCCCAAAAAUCUCAUGAACCAGCAACAUCAUUUGUUUCAGCAUAUAAAUUGCUGACACCAUCUGUGAAGGUCCAACUAUUGAUAUACUUUAUGCUCAAGUAUGCGAUGGAAAUUUUGCUCUCCGAAUCAAGUGUCAUCACCACAUACUAUUUUAACUGGGAUACAAGUGCAGUGGCUAUCUUUUUAGCGAUUCUUGGGUUGACUGUUCUUCCAGUCAACGCCCUCGUUGGGAGCUACGUUACCAAUUGGUUUGAGGACAGGCAAAUUCUGUUGGCUUCUGAAAUCAUGGUUCUGAUUGGCAUAAUCAUGAGCUUCCGUUACACGCCUCACUACUCGAUCCCACAAUACGUCUCUUCGGCUCUCAUCACAUUUGUAUUUGCGGAGGUGCUUGAAGGAGUAAACCUAUCCCUGCUUUCACGGGUCAUGUCGUCAAGGCUCUCGCGAGGGACCUACAACGGCGGCCUCCUCUCGACAGAGGCUGGUACUCUGGCCCGCGUGGUCGCUGACGCGACGAUCACUGGAGCGGGUUACCUAGGAACGGACAUGCUUCUCAAUGUCACGCUGCUUCCGCCCCUUGUGAUCUCCAUAGUCUCCAUUGUUGCGACGUUCUGCACAUACAACACUCUGUUUUGAGGAGAGCUAAAGAACCGUUUUCUUCUUCUGAGGCAGAUCAGUCUUUCUUUCUGCCCAAUGUCCAGACAGUUAAAAUGGUUCCUGCCCACAUUGGGUUGUAUUCGUCUAUUUGAUUUUGAAGCAGUAGCAGAAUUGGUCUUCAGGCUCCAAUAAUCUUUGUAAAUGCCGACGUGUGCCUCCUAGAUGUAAGAAAAAUGUAUCGUACCAAUGUGCAUGGGGCAGAUGUAAUCUUGUUUAGAUCUGUAUCCCUGAACUCUCAAAAGGAAGGAAGAUUUGUACCCCUGAA